AUGAGCCGCGUGGUCGCGGUGCUGCUGGGCGCCGCGCUGCUCUGCGCCCAUGGAGCCUUCUGCCGCCGGGUGGUCAGCGGCCAAAAGGUGUGUUUUGCUAACUUCAAGCAUCCUUGCUACAAAAUGGCCUACUUCCAUGAUCUGUCCAGCCGAGUGAGUUUCCAGGAGGCACGCUUGGCUUGUGAGAGUGAGGGAGGAGUCCUCCUCAGUCUAGAAAAUGAAGUAGAACAGAAACUAAUAGAGAGUAUGCUGCAAAACCUGACAAAACCCGGAACUGGAAUUUCUGAUGGUGAUUUCUGGAUAGGGCUCUGGAGAAAUGGAGAUGGGCAAACUUCUGGUACCUGCCCAGAUCUCUACCGGUGGUCUGAUGGAAGCAGUUCCCAAUACCGAAACUGGUAUACAGAUGAACCUUCCUGUGGAAGUGAAAAGUGUGUUGUGAUGUAUCAUCAACCAACUGCCAAUCCAGGCCUUGGGGGUCCCUACCUUUACCAGUGGAAUGAUGACAGGUGUAAUAUGAAGCACAAUUAUAUCUGCAAGUAUGAACCAGAGAUUACUCCAACAGUUCCUGUAGAAAAGCCUUCUCUUACAAAUAAACCAGGAGACACCCAGGAAAAUGUGGUUGUUACUGAAGCAGGCAUAAUUCCCAACCUAAUUUAUGUUGUUAUACCAACGAUACCUCUACUUUUACUGAUACUGGUUGCUUUUGGAACUUGCUGUUUCCAGAUGUUGCAUAAAAGUAAAGGAAGAACAAAAACUAGCCCAAACCAGUCCACAUUGUGGAUUUCAAAGAGCACCCGAAAGGAAAGCGGCAUGGAAGUAUAAUAAUCCAUUGUUUUGACUCCAGAAAAGAAAAUAAGAGUAUUCUAAUUCUGGAUCUGUACAAGGAAUGGCAACUGAACAUUAGUUUGGAAUGGCUUAAAAUCUCAAAGGAUUUGCAAGAUGAACUGUAAGCUCCC
Tupaia belangeri chinensis (Chinese tree shrew) is the source of this 956-nucleotide messenger RNA. RefSeq names its product chondrolectin (gene CHODL). The record is from RefSeq and is a predicted model, not a curated record. Gene Ontology annotation, cellular component: cytoplasm. Gene Ontology annotation, biological process: positive regulation of axonogenesis. The transcript has 6 exons. NCBI's taxonomy places the organism in Eukaryota, Metazoa, Chordata, Mammalia, Scandentia, Tupaiidae. Bases 1 to 822 code for a protein of 273 amino acids.